GAGACUGUGCGGCCUGCACCCACCCCCGCUCCACCAAGAGGCGACGGCAAACGCCGCCGAGGGCAGCGGCGCGAAUGAGAGCGCAUGCGUGAAACAACGCUUGGGUGCGGCCGUUGAUCCAGGAAGUGACGACAGCGGAGUCGCGAGGCGGCUGGCGAAGCGGAAGUUGAGCUCGACCGUCCGGAGAGGCGGCCGUCAGUUGGCGGGAAGGGGGUUGUGAGAUGUUUUGUGGUAUUAAAAUCAUUCUUCGCUAUAUAUUUCCAAAAUUGACAUCAUCGCGAUCAUUUUGCAGUAUUUUCUGCUGUUGUGGAUCCUUCAAAAAUUACAUCAUUGGCUUUAAAGUACUCUAGUACUCUAGAACAUUCUGAGGUGAUGAAAGACUAUCUACAAGGCCUGUUCGUCUUUUAUGAAUGAAAUUUGGCAUUAUGAUUAUGAGGCAAUGGAAGGUCUCCAAUAAAUUGUUCCAAAAUCAUUGGAAGAUUCUUGGCCUUUGGCUGGGUUUAAGAAAAUGCAGUAAAUCUACUUGUGACCUUUCUGGAUUUACCGAAACGUUGCUUGAACUUUGCCGGAGCAGACAUUUUGUAUCUGGAGAUGAGAUCACACAAGACAUGCUCGUCGAUGGUUCUUUUAAUUAUGGACAUUUGGGAAUGGAACUCAAGCGGAACUUGGCUACUAACUGGUGGGACUCGAUGGUGUUAUCUAGGGAACAGGUGUUUGGAAUGCAGAGUCCUCAUCAGUUGAAGGUGAAUCAGAAUUCUGACAAGUCAAUGAAACUGAUGGAUGUGGCAACAUUGCAAGUAGCAUUAGAUAAGAAAGAUGCAAAUAAAGAAGGAAGUGUCUCACUAAAAGACCUAUUGAAGGAAUACAUCAUAUUACGACCUAAUCUCCUGCAAGGAGCAUUUCGUGAAUAUACCACAUCUUUGAAUCUUGUGAACAGGAAGUUACCUUUUGGUUUGGCUGAGAUCGGGGUAUGUUAUCAGCCCAUUCCUUCAUCUAAAUACUCCACUGUGUGCAAUGCGGUAAGAACUGUGGAGGUGGAAUUGGCAUCAUUAGUAUGGUUUAGUUCUCCUUGGACUUCAGGACGUUGGCUAGACUACUGGGUGCGUCAGCGUUUACUGUGGUGGAGGAAAUUUGCUAGAAGUCCAUCCAGUUUUACAGCCAUUGAUUCCCAGGAUAAUGAUGGAAUUAAAGGAACUGCACUGUACUUCACUUUUCCUUGGGGUAAGGAGCCAAUUGAGACACUGAUAAAUCUGGGAGACAAAGAUCUUCUGCGUGAGCACCAUGGAAAUAAAUCAAGCUUGCAAGGCCGAGAUGGGAGAAGGACUGUUGUUCCACAUGUACUGUCAGUGAGUGGGAAUCUGGAUCGAGGAGUGAUGGCAUUUUUAUGUGAUUCACUGCAGUUGACUGAAAAAGUUGAUUCUAAAUUGAGAAUAAAUCAGAAAAAGGUGCUAAAGCUUCAUCCAUUUCUAGCUCCAUUUAAAGUAGCUUUGGACAUGGGCAAAGGACCUACAAUUGAGUUGCGUCAGGUAUGUGAGGGGCUAUUCCAAGAACUAGUGGAGAAAAAAGUUACAGUCUGGCCUGGCUACCUCGAAACUAUGCAUAUGUCAUUGGAGCAGCUAUCUAUAAAGUAUGAUGAGAUGGGAGUGAUUUUUACAAUCGUCGUCAAUGAGACUACACUAGAGAAUGGCUUGGUACAACUCAGGAACCGAGAUACAACCAUGAAAGAGAUGGGUCACAUCUCAGAAGUGAGGGAUUUUCUCAUCAAGUACAUUCGGGAAUCUUGAGGAAAUAUUGAAUCUUUAUAAUAUUGAUUACUUAAAAUAAAGCCGCUGAACUUUCAGUGAUGAGAACAUAAAUGAUCCUUUAGGUCAUUAACUGCAUUCUAAUACACAGCUAUAUAUUCAAGUAGCUGCUUUAUAAAUUAACAACCUCUUUUUUUAAAAUCAUUUGUCAAUCAACCUGAGUUAGUUGCUGACAGAUGUGAGUUAAUAGAUUUACUUCAUUUAUAUAUUAAAAAAAAUCACUUAUCACA
Molecule: messenger RNA, 2032 nt
Organism: Pristis pectinata (smalltooth sawfish)
Lineage: Eukaryota; Metazoa; Chordata; Chondrichthyes; Rhinopristiformes; Pristidae
Gene: polg2
Product: polymerase (DNA directed), gamma 2, accessory subunit
Exons: 9
Coding region: 411-1784 (457 amino acids)
Biological process (GO): mitochondrial DNA replication
Cellular component (GO): cytoplasm; mitochondrion
Source: RefSeq, a predicted model, not a curated record